AUGUUUAGUUUUCUCUGCAAGACUUUACUUCGCUAUCAUGGUAGAGAUGCUUAUUUCUGUAAUCAUAACAAAUUUCAAGAUUUAGUGUGUCCAGUAUUUGUCAAACAUAUAGCAACCAACUCAAAAAAACAGUCUUUUACAGUCUCAUACCUCAUUAAUUCAUGUGGGUUGUCUCCAGAAUCUGCUUCAAGGGCAUCCGAAAAAGUGCAAUUCGAAACAUCAUUAAAACCAAACUUAGUGCUCACCUGUUUCAAGAAAAAUGGCUUCUCAGAAACCCAAAUUUCAGAUCUCAUUAAAAAAUGCCCAACAAUGCUUUUGUACAGUCCUGAGAAAAUCCUUUCGCCCAAACUUGAGUUUUUUCAUUCUAUAGGCUUUGCAAGUGCUGAUCUUGCAAAAAUAAUUUGUUGCUACCCUCGUAUCUUGCAAAGUAGCUUAAAGAACCGCCUAAUCCCAUGCUUUAUUUACCUUAGCGACUUGCUUCAAUCUACUGAAAAGACUGUUACAGUAGUUAAACGCUAUCCAGCUAUUAUUUAUCAUGAUCUUCAAAAUCUUCUUCCUCCUACAGUCAAUUAUUUGCGAGACACUGGCGUGCCUGAGCCAAAAAUUAUCAUGUUUCUUUACAACUGGCCUAUGACUCUUAUAUACUACCCUGGUUUGAAAGAGGCUGUGGACUUUAAGUUUGAUCUUUACAAGAGGUGUGGUUGGUUUGAAGAAGAGAUUCUAACAGCAUAUCGGAAACACCCUUGGUGUAUGAUGAAAUCUGAGAAUAAGAUUAUGGCAGUGAUGGACUUUUUUGUGAAGAAAAUGGGUUGGGAGCCUUCUGCCAUUGCUGAGCGGUCAAUCCUUUUUUCAUUGAGCAUGGAGAAGAGAAUUAUUCCUCGGGCUUCAUUUCUUCAGUAUCUGUUGGCCAAAGGUUUGCUUGAGAAUAAAGUUCUCUCUGCUACACCAUAGAAGCUAUGUGAAAAGCCCCUCUUGCAGAAGUUUGUGAAUUGUUAUGAUGAAGCUCCCCUGAUGCUAAAGCUGUAUAAUGAAAAGCUGG
Mangifera indica (mango) is the source of this 1039-nucleotide messenger RNA. RefSeq names its product transcription termination factor MTERF6, chloroplastic/mitochondrial-like. Lineage: Eukaryota; Viridiplantae; Streptophyta; Magnoliopsida; Sapindales; Anacardiaceae. Gene Ontology annotation, cellular component: chloroplast. Gene Ontology annotation, molecular function: double-stranded DNA binding. The record is from RefSeq and is a predicted model, not a curated record. The transcript is spliced from 2 exons. The coding region runs from base 1 to 951 and encodes 316 amino acids. Gene Ontology annotation, biological process: regulation of DNA-templated transcription; chloroplast organization.